AAUAAAUAAAAAAAAUAACAUCACUAUUCACUGAAAUAAUUUUUCAGUGUACUUUUAGAUUCAUUUUAAAAAAAUGUUUAUCCAGUGUAUAUUUUUUCUUUCAUUAUUUAUUAAUAAAGUUUUUAGCGAUGAUUAUAUGCCAGUUAAUCGUAUUGUAAAUGCAUUACCUGCUGAAUUGAAUCAAUUUCCAUAUCAAGUAUCAAUAUCAUUAGCUGGUGUUUGGGGUGUGCCAUUUAUUAUUUCUCAAAAUCCAAUAUGUAGUGGUUCAAUAAUUCAUCCAAGAUGGAUAUUAACAUCAGCAUAUUGUGUCUACGAAUUAACAUCAAAAGAUAGAAUAUUGGUACAAGCUGGUAAAAAUUUUAUCAAUGAAGCUACUGAGCCAUAUCAACAAAAUCGUUUCGUUAAUAAAGUAUAUCUUCAUCCUUCUUAUCCAGGAGAAAAUGCACGACAUGAUAUUGCACUUCUUACAUUAGAUAAACCACUUUCUAUCAAUCAAAAUGUUAUGGCAGUUAAUCUUCCAGCACCAGAAGUUGUAUAUCUUGGUGAAGGAAUUGUUGCUGGUUGGGGCUCAACGUCAUUCAGUCAAAAUACUGAAUUAUCAACAGAAUUAAGAUAUGACACUGUACCAAUUAUUGAACAUGAUAAAUGCAAUGAAAUUUUAAAAGAUAAACGUUUACCAUUACAAGUAUUUAGUGAACAAAUAUGUACUGGUUCAGGUAUAAGAAAUUCAGCAGUAUGUAAUGGUGAUUCAGGUGGUCCAUUAGUUACUAAAGAAAAAUUAGAUGGUUAUCAUGUACAAAUUGGAAUUAUAUCUUGGGGUCUUUUUCCAUGUGGUAAGGAUGAAAUUGGAGCUGUUUAUACACGUGUAUCAUGUUAUAUUGAUUGGAUUGAUGAUAUUGUAUUGAGUGAUAAAGAUAAUAUUAAAAAUACUGAAUUUGAACAACAAUAAUAAUAUGAAAAGAAAUUUUAUAUUAUUCAUUAUAAUUUGAACAAUGUUUUAUUAAAAAUGAAAUUCUAAUUAUCAAAUUUAUAAAAAACUUAUAUUUGUUUAUUUUAUUUGAAAAGUUUUUUUUAUUUUAAUUGUUUUGAUGAUUUUGUUGUUUUUUUUUUUCAUGAAGAAUUGUUUGAUUGAUUAUUAUAUACGCACUGCUGUUUAAUUAUUAUAUUCUUAUGAUGAUAAUAAAUUAUUUUGAAAAUAAAAUUGUUAAAAGCUUUAAGGAUUUGUCAAAUAAAUAAUUGGUAAUUGAAUUGUUGUUUUAAAUUAUUUAUUUUAGCUGUAUUCAAAAAAAU
This is a messenger RNA of Aphidius gifuensis, 1290 nucleotides long. Its product is annotated as kallikrein-1-like. Gene Ontology annotation, molecular function: serine-type endopeptidase activity. Bases 74 to 949 code for a protein of 291 amino acids. The transcript is spliced from 3 exons. The record is from RefSeq and is a predicted model, not a curated record. Lineage: Eukaryota; Metazoa; Arthropoda; Insecta; Hymenoptera; Braconidae. Gene Ontology annotation, biological process: proteolysis.